UCGAGGAGUGUCUGUAAGCGCGUUUCCUACCACCACAGUGACCGCUGGGGGUCUCCCUCCAGACAGAGUCAGAGACCGUGGCAAGACUUUAACGCAUUUAUUGUUGCAUCUACAUGGAUUUUUUUUUUUUUUUUUUUUUUUUUUUUUUACGAGAAUGACUCCAUGCCGCCCUGUGCAGCCACCCUUCACGUAAAACUACCCCCUUGUCAGUAGUUGUUUAGGCGCGUCGCGACGAGCUUUCACAAAUCCAGUCCCAUCGCGUCCGACGGGAGUCUUGCUUUGGAUCCGUGAGAGUUUGAGGUUUUCAAGCAGCCGGUGAGCAGGCGCCUGAGCAGUCAUUUACAUUAUGACUUCGGAUCAAGAAACCAACAGACAAUGUCUCAAAAAGCUUCUGGAGAAACAUGGGAAUGGAAACUGUGCCGACUGCGGAGCUGCAGAUCCAGAGUGGGCAUCCUACACGCUGGGUGUGUUUGUGUGCCAGAGCUGCUCGGGCCUCCAUAGAAACAUUGUUAAGAUCAGCAAGGUGAAAUCCAUCCAGCUGGAUCCCUGGAGCUCCUCUGAGGUGGAGUUUAUGGCCUCUGUGGGAAACAACGCUGCCAAAGACAAAUAUGAACAGUUAGUUCCUGCCUUCUACUACCGUCCCACACACACUGACUGCAUGCUCUUGCGGGAACAAUGGAUCCGAGCCAAGUAUGAGAGGAAGGAGUUUAUCUAUGUGGAGAAGCAGGAGCCCUACUCGGCGGGCUACAGAGAAGGGUUUCUGUGGAAACGAGGCAGAGACAAUGGACAGUACCUCAGCAGAAAAUUUAUCCUUUCUGAACGGGAAGGCGUUUUGAAGUACUUCAACAAACAUGAUGCCAGAGAGCCUAAAGCAUUAAUGAAGAUAAAUACUGUGAACGCCACUUUCCAGCCAACAAAAAUUGGCACUCCCCACGGUCUUCAGAUUACCUACCUGAAGGACAACAGCACGAGGAAUAUCUUUGUUUACCAUGAGGAUGGAAAGGAAAUAGUGGACUGGUUCAAUGCCAUCAGAGCAGCCAGGCUUCACUACCUGCAGGUGGCUUUUCCUGGAAAUCCCAACUCUGGUUUGUUGACAAAGCUAACCAGGAACUACAUCAAGGAGGGUUACAUGGAGAAGACUGGUCCAAAGCACACGGAGGGCUUCAAGAAGAGAUGGUUCACGAUGGAUGACAGGAGGCUCAUGUACUUCAAAGAUCCACUGGAUGCAUAUGCACGAGGCGAGGUCUUCAUCGGGAGUAAGGAAAACAACUACGUUGUGCUUCCAGGUCUUCCCCCGAACAUUCAGGGCUACCACUGGCAGUUUGGAAUUACUAUAGUGACCCCGGAAAGGAAAUUUCUUUUCACGUGCGAGAAUGCAGCGGAUCAGCAAGACUGGAUGUCUGCAUUUCACACUGUUAUCAACAGACCAAUGAUACCUCAGGAGUAUGCAGUGGAGGCUUAUUUCAAGCACAAACCAUGACUGUCUGCAGAGCUGUUGGUGUGGCUUAAGGAACAGCAGAGGAAAAGGAAUUGAGAUGUCAUAAUGGAAGA
Scatophagus argus is the source of this 1551-nucleotide messenger RNA. Its product is annotated as arf-GAP with dual PH domain-containing protein 1-like. The transcript is spliced from 11 exons. The record is from RefSeq and is a predicted model, not a curated record. NCBI's taxonomy places the organism in Eukaryota, Metazoa, Chordata, Actinopteri, Scatophagidae. Gene Ontology annotation, cellular component: intracellular membrane-bounded organelle; plasma membrane. Bases 347 to 1480 code for a protein of 377 amino acids. Gene Ontology annotation, biological process: positive regulation of GTPase activity. Gene Ontology annotation, molecular function: GTPase activator activity; phosphatidylinositol bisphosphate binding.